Molecule: messenger RNA, 429 nt
Organism: Leptosia nina
Lineage: Eukaryota; Metazoa; Arthropoda; Insecta; Lepidoptera; Pieridae
Source: the annotation of a GenBank genome assembly
AUGCGAGCUCGCCGUACAUCGCCGGCUCUCUUGGCGCCCGAGGACGCCGGCCCUCGGUCGGGGCGCGACGUCGGCCUCGAACGCGGACGGUCGCGGCCCAGCAGUGCGGAGGCUAUUCUUCGUGGAGCUCAUUACAAUAUUAAUGAAUGCUCGCUCGCUGCGGCCGGUAUAAAUAAAAUCGCUUCAAAUGAGACUCAAUAUCGGUUGUGCAAUACUAAUGCCGGGUUACCUCCUCAAAUGAUAGAGUGCGGAGACAGUGUCGGCGAAUCCCUUCACCGGUUCCCGGCUUCGACCCGAAUCACGACGAUAUUCGACCUCGACUCUUUCGCAAUGCCAGGCUCGCUUAUCGAUGAAGUGCUUUCCGUUCGUCAAUUCAAAUACUCCACAGUCGAAGGUUACUUUUAUUUGAUUUCGAUUGUAAAGAGUUAA